CUUUGGUUGUGACAUUUUUAGACUUUAUGAAAAGCUGUCAAACAAUUGCAAACUCACGCAAAUGGAGUUUGAAAGAGUUUUGUUUGAAUACAAUUUUGAAUUCAUUAUCAAAUGAAAUUUAUAGAUUUUUUAUGGCUGUAUAGUUUUGUGGUGCUUAUUGAUACACGCCCUAUGUAUAAAAGUGUGGAUAGAGAAAAUGAAAUGGGAAACGAAUUCUAUGACCAAAGUAUUCUUAAAUCACAAUAUGACCAAAAGAGAGAUAAUAUUUUUACAACAGUAGUGCCACCACCUGAUCUAUAUAAAAUUCACAACAAACAACCACAUUAUUCAAAAACAUGUGGCUCAUUAUCAAAUAAAAACAUACCCGACACACUUCUAGAUGUUAAAUCGAAAAGUUCGACAUUAAGCCCAUAUUACGAUACCGCUAAUACACCAAGUAAGUCUCAUAAGGAAAAUUUAUCAGAAACAAGCGAACACACUGAUAAAGGAGAAUACUCUUCCGAUGACAUAUUUAUUCAAAGCACUGAUGCAAUACAAGCUCUAUUAAAUGCAAUUAAGGAGAAGUCAAUUGAAAUGAUGGCUGAGCAAAUGAUCACUGAUAGGAGUUUGAUAACAACUUCUGCUACAGAGGUAGCAUUUAAUGUUUGGUCUCAAUUGAGUGCUACAGAGAGAAAUAAGAAUAAGUAUUCUACAGGAACAACAAAAACUUAUAUUAUACUUCCAACCCAUUAUGUCAAGGCUCGAUCUAUUACAUCCGACACAGUGAAAAUUGCACAAAACGUAGAAAACGUGUUACAAAGCAAAUUAAAAAAAGCGUACAGUAAAUUUUUAAAAAAACUUUCCGGUGAUCUAAAAAAGGAGAUUAAUUCAACAAAAUCUACAAUAAUAUCAAAAUUAAAUAAUAGUUCUAAGGAAAAUAAAGUUAGUAAAACACCACCUCCUUUAAAACAUAACCCAAUUAAGCUGAAUAAAAAAAAUUGUUCUCAGAAGAUAGUCCAACCGAAUAAAAUUACGAUAAUCGCAAAUAAACCUUUGUCAAAUAAGAGUACGUCUAAAGCCCACACAAUUCCAAUUAUCGGUGAUGAUUAUUCGAUGCUUUCUGUUUAUGAGCAGAUUUUGGCAAAAUCGCUUGAGACAAAUUCUUUUAGUAUGAUGACUUCACCUAAAUUUAAUAUUUUGGAUGAUGAUGACUCGGAAAAUAAAAAAAUAUUAUCAAAGCGUAAUUUGGAAGGUCAGAAAGAAUUACCACUAACACAGAUCAAAGUACUAUCAAAUAAUGCAUAUAUUAUGCCGGAUAUGAUAGAUGUUAAAGAGCGUGACUUAUUUUCAAAAAUAUCUGCAUCAACUACUGAUAACAACAAACACUACACUUAUGACACGAGUGAAGAUACGAGUUUUGAUGGUCUCAGUAAUAAAAUUUGUUAUAAAGACUACGUAAAUGGAUAUAAAUAUUAUUUGAAAUUUCUAAGAAAUCAAGAAGAUAAUAAAUUUUCCAAUCAAGUACGAUAUCAAGCACAUAGACAUCAUAAAGUAGACGAUAUCGGAAAAUUUAUACUUAACAAAAUUCCACAGUUACCAUCCACUAGAUCUAGGCGGUAUUUUAUAGAACAAGAUACACUAGAAGACCAGGAUAUUUCAACAAAGAGUGAUGAAACGUGGUUCAAGAAGCAUUUCUACCUUUUUAUAGAUAAGGAGCCACCAAAAAAAUUUCACAAUUCUCAAACUGUCUCUCUCAAAUCUGAUCCGACCAAUGUGAGUCCUAUCCAGUCUCACAACUCUAUAGCGGCUAGUACACGGAAGAUGCCAUUAGUGCGAAAUAGUCUUCCAAAAAACAAGAGGGCAGUUGAUAUAAAAAACACUAAUAAAUUAACCACAGCACUACCAUUGAGAACACCUCAAGGUUUCAACAAUAGAAAAUGUGGUUAUGUGAAAAUUUAUUUAGUUCACAGACCAACUGGAGUUGUAUUGCUGAAAAAUAAAAAAAUGAAGAAGCAUAAGUUUCGAAAUAUUUUAAAGAAAAUAAAUUUUUACAAAAGGAAACCAAAAAAAGUGGCGAAGCGACAGUUGUCUGAUCGGAAAACGAGAUUUAAUCCUUUGAAAAGCAUCAAAGAUAUGAUAUUUAAGGAUACUAAAUCGAGUUCAGACAGAUUCUUAACAAAAAGUUUUAAAUUGGAACCAAAUUUUCAAAGUAUAACUACAAUCAAACCAAUUUUUUUUUACAAAAAUCAUGGAAUAGCAGUUGCAUCUGAUUUAUUCAGUCAAAUACCAAAUAUUAGUGAUGUAACCUUUAGGUAUAAUUCAGAAGCUCUGAUUUUGGAAGACCUUAGAUAUCACAACAACACAGAAAAAUAUUCAAUAUAUGAUUUUGAUUAUACAGCAAAAAGUUCGCCUAGUCAAAAAAAGAGUUCAACUUCAAAGCCUUAUCUUAAUAAAAAUAAAAUGGUAAUGACUUUAAGCAAUCACGAUGACAAUAUGACCAUAAAACUUACCGCGGAUACUGAGUCAACAACACAUUUCAGCGUGAAGUAUCCUCCAUUUCAUAAAGCUACUACGAAUAAAAUAAAAAAAGAGUUAGAGCAGCUAGAUUCUAAGCUGCUAUACUCUGGAAAAAGUAAUAUAUUAGAACCAAAUAGUGUUAAAAAUACAGAACUUGAAGAAAAUAAUUACGACAAUCAGGUAAUAUUUGAUAGUUAUGGUAAUCAAGUAAGAAAUAAAGAAGAUUAUGUCGUAAAUGAAGCUACAAAUACAUAUACUAGCAAAAGUACUAAAUUAUAUGAAUCAUAUUACUUCAAGGAAAACCCCGAAUAUUAUUCUGACAAAUAUAAUUAUAAUCCAUAUAAAAACUAUGAAAGUCAAACAACUUCUUACGAGGACAUGAAACCACACAAUGAUGAAUUAUCUUCUCUACAAACAGUAAAGGAUAGUUACAGUUCCAAAAACAGUAUUCACUCUUCCACAUCUAAUGUUUCUGAUAGUAAAAUAGAAAACAAUUCGUGGAAUCCGAAUAUCGCUGAUAAAGUUACAAGUUUUUAUACAAAACGUAAUGAACCCUUUAAUAGAGAAAGUUAUACAGGUACGAUAGAUAAUAACUUGAAAAGGAAUGAAGGAUUUACGUUUGGCACAAAAUGGACUAGCCACUAUCAGCACAUUAACAAAUCAUACAAAGAAAAUAAUUAUACUGAUGAAAAUUAUGUUGAUCCUACCAUUUAUGCAUAUAACGACAUAGUAAUUCAUAGCUGUCAUAUCAGAAGACUGGUCAAUAAAACAAGAAACUCGGCAUCGCUGAAUAAACAAUUGGAUAUGAAUAAGAAGGAUAACACUGUUUUUGCACAGAAAAAUCUUUUACCGCGACUGAAUCCCGCGAUAUCGAACACACCGAAAAAAUUCUUGCUACACACCAAUUAUCAAGCUCCAAAGAAACCUGUGACACAAAUGAAUAAGGCCCCACAUCAAUACUUUGCAACACCUGUUCCAAUGACAAUGAAGGAGUUUGAAAGAUUUUUGAAAGAGAAUAAUUUAGAUGUACCGUCUCUAACAGCACCUUUGUCGGAUCAUAUAAUGCCGAAAAUUCAAUUUGUACCUAAAAAGAAAACUCAAAAAACACUAGUACAGUCUAUGGGUAAUGACAAUGAUAAAAUACACAAUGAUAAAAAAAAUAUAUUACCACAAACAAAUAAGGUAAAAGGACACAAAGUUACAAAUAAAAAGCACAAAAGUAAAGAGCCUGUUACUGAAAGAAGUAUUGGUAACAGAAACACAGAAUCAACAAUAUACCAAUAUUAUGAUAGAAUGGAUCCAGCAGACAAUAUCUUUCAACGUAAAAUAUAUCUUGGCAAUGGAUGGCAGUCGAAGAAUGAAGAUGCAGAAAAGGAUAUCCUAAAACAUAAGGCAAUGUUGAAUGGAGUAAAAAAGCGUGAGGUUACGGACUCAGAAAGAUUCACUGCAAAAGACGUCGCAGCCUUGGAGAUUAUUCUUGAUUUACAAAAAAAUUAUAACCAGUCAUUUGUAACCAUACCGGACUCAAUUUACAAUUUAUCUAAAGCAACAGAGAUAGCGACCACAGAGCAAUCUAAUAUAUCAACUAAUGCUAUUCAAGUUCACAUAUCAUUGUUGGAAAAUUUAAACGAUAGAAAAAGAUCUCUUCAAACACAUGUGAAGAAAGUAUUUUCUGCAGUGAUGGCAUCACCGGUUGACUUAGAAUACCAGAUCCAUACAUUUGAACAAGCACUUCCUUCAACUAUGCCACAAGAUCAAUAUUUAUCUGAAGGCGUAUAUUUGCUGGUUGAGAAUACAAAUGUUACAUGUCCUACGGGACAAUUUAUUUUAAAGCCAGUAAAAAUUGGUAGAAAAAAUUCGGAAUUAAAAGUACGAAACGUCAAAAAUGUACAAAGUUCAAUAUCUCACACAUCUCAUAACAAAACAAAGCGUAGCAUUUCGAAAAAAAAUAAAAAAUCUAAAUGGAAAGAAUUUAAAAAGAUAUUUGGGAAUGAUCGAGUCUGUAACUGUCGCUGCAAAGAAAAUGAAACGAUGUGCAAGUCGUGUGCUGCAAGUGAUGCUGUUAUGACGGAGUUAAUAUUUGUAUUGGAUAAUAUAGCUGAUUACAUGCGUGAACAUUGCACUGAGAUUCAAACGUAUUUUUGGAUGAAUCCGAGUGGUGGGAAGAAGCUUCGUGAAAGUUUUAGUAAAAUAAAUAAAAAUCUUAAUAAUUACUAUAAAAGAGUCAAAGGAAAAUGUCAAGGAAGCACAUGUGAGACAUUGUCGUUAACCUUAGAUAAAAAACGUAAAAUUCAUAAUAUUUAUGAGCCUAAAACUUUAAAUCAAUUGAUAAAAGAUUUUUCAGAAAUCGCGGAAUUAAUUGAUGUCUGCAACUUUUGUGAUAUAAAAUUGGAAAACCAAUUUAACAAAACGAUUAUGAGUUUUUCCAAUGUUCUUUCAGAAUGUCUGCCAAAAGUUGUUAAAAAACGUUCAGACUUUCAAGAAAAUAAAAGUUUUAGUAAUAAAAUUGUUUAUUCUAUAGAUAAAAUAAAUGUUAAUUUAAUUUGUAGUCCUAUAAAUAGAAGUCCUGCAGAGGAUUUUUCUGAGACCACAUUAAGUUAUUUAAAUUCAAAUUUAAAUAAUAACAAAAAAAUUAAACGCAAUAGAAAGAUUAAACGCAUAAAGAACUUUUUCUUCCGUCCAAGCAGUAAUAAAAUUUACAGACAUAAAAAGAGUGCGAACAAAAAUUCGAAAGAUUUCUAUAAAAAUAUGGAAAAUAACUCAUUUAAAAAUUCAAAAUAUAUAGAGAACGGUCUAACAACAGGCCAUAGUGUCAAACAAGAAAAUUAUUCAAUUCUCCAUAAUAUUAAAUAUUUGAUUACGUCACUAUUGAAAAAUGACAGUUUAAGUAUGAUAACUGUACCUUCAAGAAAUGCAAAAAGUUGUGAAAAUAAAGAAGUACUUUCAAAACUAAUGGAAAACAACAAAUUUAAAGUACAAGCUAAAAAGUCAAAGGGUGACAAUUUUAAAAGCAAUAAAUCUUUUGUAAAUACAACUGAACCAUUAAAUGCGUUAUUGGAGGAUAUAGCGAAUGUAUCAAUCGAUGAAACUACUCUUGAACCAAUUAUCAAUAUUGAACUACCCACCAAGGGUACGUCACAUACACAAUUAGAAAGUAAUGUUAUAAUUGUGAACGAUGGCCAAAAUAUAAAAAGUAUGUCGACGCGUCCAUCUAUAGUAAUUAUAAGUGAAGAAGCUCAUUCAGGGAACUACAAUAAAGCCACUGAAAGAAAUAUAGGAUAUAAUGAAUUACGUGGUCUACUAUUAUCUAUUUUGAAUUAUGAAUCGAAAUUACUUAAUGACGAAUGGGUAAGAGUGAUAAAGGAGGAAGACAACCCAAUAAAUGAUAAGAAAUCUCUUGUUAUUCCUGGUUCCUUAAAGACGACCCCACCAAAUAAAAGAAAAAAAGGUCUAUUGAAAAGAAUUGCAGAAAAAAUAAAAAGAAACCGAUUAAAGAGCUCCAACUUAAGAAAGGAAAUGGUCUUAAACAGAAUGAAAGCGUCAAAAGAAGAAUACGCAAAGGAAACAAAAGUAACCAGACGGAACUCCACAAACUGUUUAAAAGAAGAUACAAAAAAAGUGACGUCCCUAGUAAGUACUGAAAAAAACACAACAGCUGCAACUACUACGCCAUUGAAAAAGAUUGGCAAACAAUACUUAAAUUAUAUAGUAAAAAUGGUGGAUGAUGAAAUUUUUAAUUCUGGAAACCUCAUUGAAAAUUUACCAAAUAGUAACAAGAAAUUUGAAAAAUCUCUGAAAUGGAUCAAGGCUAAGAGACACUGUUCUCGUAACAACAAUAACAUUUCGAACAAUAGAAGAGGUAUUUUAUGGAAAUUGAUUAAGAAGAGAAGAUCCCCUACAAUAGUUGAUACAAAUUUACAAUCAGAGAAUGAUGAAAAUUACGACGUUUUGUACGGAAUUAGGGGACAAUAAAAUUGUGAUAACAAUAAUGAAACCAUUAACAAUGACAAUGUAAAAGGCAUUUAACAAACGGUUGCUGUGUUUUGUAGUUUAAUGACUUAUAGUCAAUUAUCUGAAUCAAGGAAAUUGUUCAGUAGUUAAGAUUAAGACGAUGUUAUAUUAGCACUAAUCCGUCAUAUAUUUAGAGAUAUAGUAAAUAUAUAUUGAAUGUAUUGUCAUUUUACACAAAAUAAAUUUGAAAACAAAAUUUAUGAACAAUGUGGGGCCGUGUCCCGUUCCUUGCCUUGCGUUGCCUUGUUCAACGUUUUGGUUGUGUUUCCAUCUACAGGAGCUACUUUACAGAUGAUGGUUACUUACAGGUGAUACCUGAUCAAUCCCAACGUUUGCAUAUUCUUCAUUAUAAGAAAUUCACUUGAGAUGUCGCCCUUUCAAAUCUAAUUUAUGUAAUUAAUCCCAGAAGUGAGGGUUGUAACUUUAAAAAUAACAAAUUGCUUAGUAUUGUCAUUUAUUCAAAUCAUAUUGUUGUACUUUGGAGGAAAGUUACAUCUAAGCUCUAUUCAGGUUACUUGAUGGUAAGAAGCAAUGCUUACAUUUUGUGUACUGUUUGAUACAAUCAAUUAAGAAUAAGAUAGUGGAAAGUUUGGACGAGCCUUGUUAUGGAAAGAUACUGUAAUUUAUAAUUUUUAAUCUUUCCUUUUACUAGUAAUGGAUUUGAAUUUUUCGUUAAAAUAUUUCUCUACAAAGACGCAUUUUAUAUGCUGCGUAUUAUUUAAACUAUGUAUGAACUCUGUCUGAUAAAGUGGAACGAAAUGGUUCACAUGUUUUUAUAUAAGUGUACAUUGUCUGUGCUUUUAGAUAUAGGGUGUACGUAAGAAAGCACUGUACUGCUAAAUAUUUGUAAGUGGUUUUAACUUUGUAGUAAGAUUAUUUAUAAGGUUUCGUAAUAAAUAAUAUAUAUUGUAA
Messenger RNA from Leptidea sinapis, 7419 nucleotides. RefSeq lists its product as uncharacterized. The record is from RefSeq and is a predicted model, not a curated record. The transcript has 14 exons. Bases 112 to 6468 code for a protein of 2118 amino acids. NCBI's taxonomy places the organism in Eukaryota, Metazoa, Arthropoda, Insecta, Lepidoptera, Pieridae.